Molecule: messenger RNA, 10849 nt
Organism: Petromyzon marinus (sea lamprey)
Lineage: Eukaryota; Metazoa; Chordata; Hyperoartia; Petromyzontiformes; Petromyzontidae
Product: histone-lysine N-methyltransferase ASH1L
Biological process (GO): regulation of DNA-templated transcription
Cellular component (GO): nucleus; nucleoplasm
Molecular function (GO): chromatin binding; protein binding; DNA binding
Source: RefSeq, a predicted model, not a curated record
CCCCCGCACCAGCCCCGCCCCUCACCUCCCCGCGUCUUCAUUAAUUCUACGUUAAAACAUGCGACUGUUUUUACCAUUGACAGCACUAAGCAGCCGACUAAUGCGCGGUUUGUUGUUGUUGGUGUUAGGUCGAUGGAUGUAGAUGGUGGCGGCGGUGACGGUGGCGGUGGCCCGUUUGUCUUCCUCGCUAUAGAAAGCAAAUUAUACAUUUUUAGUUUUUUUUAUUAUUAAAACGUGUCCUUAAAUGAAUGGCUCCUUACACCCGGCCAGAGAUUUGUGAUUGUGCGGCGCCGUCUCCUCCGUCUCCUUCGUCCGUCAUGAGGCGGAAUCGAGUCCGCAAGUCCACGCGUCUUCUCGGACUGCGGCCGGUGACUCGGCGGGCCUGAGAACCCGCACGCACUACGAGAGAGCGGGCAGUGGACAGCGGUGAGGGGCGACCGAGAGAGAGGGGACCGCACCGCGAAAUCGGCCCUGACCUCCUCCCAGCUCGCCCUGCCCUGGGGGGCAGUGGCUGGGCAGUCCGUCUCUCCCUGCUCACUCACAACUCCUCAUCCUCCCGCUACGCAUUCCUUCGUUAAAACACCUCUCUGCUGUUACCACUAGUACUCUUACUGCUUUCAAAUGGAUCGGCCAACGAGCCCUCCUCCGGAUAAAUUUGGCACCGCCACCGAGACGGCCUCACCGUGUGGUGGCGGUGGUGGUGGCGGAGGAGACUCAGGCAGCGUGGAGCCUCCCGAAUCCAGUGAAAGGCUGGACGCUGACGGGCACGGCAGUGGUGAACCUGGACGCGACCCCGACUCGGGGGAGGCGGCCGGAUUUUCCAUCAGGGAUUCCACCCUCGGCAACGGUGGUGGUGGUGGCGGCGGCGGCGGCGGCGGCGGUGGCCUCCGGCUAAAGAUCCAGACCACCGCCAAACGUGCCAAGAAGCCGCCCAAGAGUCUGGAGAACUACAUCUGCCGGCCUGCCAUCAAGAUCACCAUCAAGCCCUCACCGGGGAGGUUGAUGGACAAGGGGGCUGCGCUGUCGGGGGCCACCGCCAUGCCCAAGGAUGCCACCGCGAUUGACGAAGCGGCUGCCAACAAGCGGAGGGGCCGCCCCAAAGUGUUCAAGCACUGCGAGCCAGAGCUGGAGGGAGCCCACGCAACGCAGGGGGAGCCGACGUUGGACGGCACCGGCGGCACCGGCGGCACCGGCGGCACCGGCAGCACCGGCUCCCCUGCCGGCGAGCCCUCGCGGGGGGCACGGAGAGAACCGCCGGGUUCCGCCGACCGUUGCUGGGGCCAGGACGACGCGCGUUUGGGGACCGACUGCCUCGGCGCGCUCGAUGGAGCCGCGGCGCAGAACUGUGCACCCCAGAUUCUGCCGCGGCCUGCGCUUGCCGGACGUGGACCGCGGGCAGCGACGUCAUCUUCCAGAGCGGCCGCGAGGGCCUCCGCGUGCACCGAAUUGAGCGGCAGUGGCGGCGAUCAAGCCGACCGCAGGAUCGCUGCCAAGAUGGAGGUGCCGGGCGAGGAAGGAGCAACUGGCGCAGAGGCCCGACCGAGGCCUGGCGAGGCCCGUGCUGUGGCGAGCCGCUUCCGGAAAAACAAAGUGGCGUACCUGUCAUCGGCGUCCGAAGAUAGCCAGGAGGAGGAGGAGGAGGAGACCGCGUCUUCCGGCGUCUCGCGUGCCGCCGUUACCGCCGCCGCCGCCGCCGCAUCGACAGACAAAGCGCGUAAACCCGGCGGCGCCCAGGCCCUGCCCACCGGCAAGCGGGACGUCCCGUCCGGGUGCCUUGGUGGCCCCGCAGAGGAGCGGUGCGGCGGGCUGCCGGCGAGGCCUGCCACGGCCGACUGUGCUGCGUCGGCGCUUCACCACACGGAGGACUUGGCCGCGGCGCUGCAGCCCACGCUGCAGAGUUGCGACAGCUGCAAUGACGGCGAGCCGCGCGUGCCGAGCCUACCGCCGGAGCUCCGGGAGCACCGCGGGUCGAGGCACGGCUCUCCCGAGCCUCCCCGGCUUGUGCGGGAGGGCUCCUUCGAGGACGGCAAAGUGGAGGUUUUGGCCGACGCGCCCGGCUGCGACGCGGGGCCUCGGCGGACUGGCGAUGUUUGCGCAAAGGCCGCGGCGAGGACGAAAAACGUGAAGAGGAAGGCGGCGCACAGCCACAGGCCGAGUUCCAUCAUCGGGGGCCAGAGCCGGGCCCCGAAGAUGCCGACGCUGCAGCCGGAGCUGGUGGUGCGCAGGAAGAAGGGGGGCGGGCGCCAGGCAAAAGAGAAGGCAGGGGCCGAGAGGCACGAGCUUGAUGCCGAGUCGUGGAUGGUGUAUCAGAGCCGCUCCAACAAGGGCGCCGGCCACCUCAAGAAGCUGAACAAGUUCGGGCUCCCGCUGAACAACACGGAGCAGAGGCCCGUGUCGCUCAUCGCGCAGGCUGCCGUGUCGCCCAAGUUCAAGGAGUUUGGGCACCGGCCAAUGCCGCCGCCUGGGAUAACGGGGCGGCCGCCGCUGUCCCUGUCGCCUCCGGCUCUGCCAAUGGGCGGCGGAUUCCUUAAGCGGCCCGUGAUGUUCGCCGCUCACGGCGCCGACGCCGCCGACUUGAACAAGCCCAAGAGGGGGCGGCCUCGGUCGAAACCCUCUCUGCAGAAGGACAAGCCGCUGAUGGCGCUCGUUCCGCCGCUCGCCGCCGCCAAACCAGCAGCGGCGGUGCCGCCCCCGAUAAAGCGCGCGAUGCUCGGCAUGUUCCACCAGCACGGCGGCGGAGGCGGCCUCGGCUCGCUGGUCUGCCUGGACGAGGGCAGGCGGGGGAGAGGCAGGCCGAGGAAAAUGGAGAUGGGCAUGGGUGGCGUCAUGCGUCCGUCGCCCAUGCUCUCCGCGGUUCGCGUGGGCGGCCAUCUCGGUACCGCCGUCUUUGGGCGCCAGGAGCUGAAGGAGGGCGGCGCAGCGGCCGGCAUCGACGGCGCCGGCGGCCUCGAGAUGGACGGCAAACGGUUUAAACGGUACAAGGAGGACAACGACGUCUCGCCCACAGACAUCGCGCACCACGCAGAGUUGCAGGCCAAGAAGGACCGGCCAAUGGUCGGCAAGGUACUGGACAAAAAAUUGAUCAAGAAGAUCAACAAGAUGAGGACACUGAAGCGAAAGAAGAUCCUGAAGCAGAUUCUGACGCCGGGAAACGCGAUAAGGGAAAAGCCUCAACCGAGGGUGGCUGGGCCCGUUUCCACCAUCGCAGCGGCGCUCGGCUCUCGGCUCAAGCAGCAGAUCAACGUGAGCAAGCGUGGCACGAUAUACAUUGGCAAGAAGAGAGGCCGCAAGCCAAAGGCCACGUCCGAUGGCUGCCCAGUCUCCAGUCGGGGCAACGCCCUCUUCGGCAGCGGCAGUGAUUACGGCGCCAGUUUCAACCCGCUGAGGAGCCAGCAGCAGCACCUGCAACAUCAGCAUCUGCAGCACCAGCAGCACCUGCAGCACCUUCAUCACCUGCAGCACCAGCAGCACCAGCAGCACCAGCAGCAGCAGCACCAACAGCACCGCGCCGGCGCACUGUCGCCGGCUGUGUCGCAUCCGGGGCCUUCCUCGACACCGCAGCCGUCGCCCGCGCGCACGCACUUCUCCAGCUUUAGCGGCAACCAGAGCCCACCGAGCAGCGACGCCGGCAGCUUUGUGGAGCCCACGCUGGCGCCGCCGCCCACUCCCCUGCAGCGCCGCUUCGUUCCCACCAAGGCGGCGCGCAAGUCCGUGCGGCCGCCGUCGCCGCCCAACUCUCCGUGCUGCCGCGCGCUCCCGGAUGCCGCGAUGAUCCUGAAGGAGGCGACGCCGUCUCCCGCCAGCGAGUCGCACAGCGACGAGACGGUGCCCAGCGACAGCGGCAUCGGCACCGACAACAACAGCACGUCGGACCGCGGCGAGAAGGCCUGCGAGGGGCUGCGGCGCCGGCGGCAGCAUUUCACGGGCGACGCGGCCUCGGCGGACGACAUCUCCGCUUCGGCUGUGGUGGCGGCCGCCGAGCAGCAGGCGCUGAAAGCGUGCGCUGGCAUUGCGGUGGCCGGCGCCGCUGGCGCCGGCGGCCCGGGUGUCAUGGGCACCGGGAAAGAGAAGAAGGCCCACCGGGGCAAGCGGCGGCACCGCGGCCUGAUGGGCGACCUGCUGCUGUACGAGAAGCUGAAGAAGCAGAAGCGCAAGCGCAAGAAGAAGUACCUGCAGAUGCACGCGGCGCGGCAGGACCCUGGGUACCUGUCGGCGCUGGAGGACGCCGUGCGUUGCCUGGCAGAGCUGCGCCUCACGCAGCGCGGGCCUCGCUACAUCCCGCGCGACGUGCUGCCCUCCAUCUUCCGUGUCAACUUCAGCCACUUUUACGCGCUGGCGCCGCCCUUCGCCUUCGACCCGUUGCACUACAUCAGGCGGGCGCCGCCCGACCCGCGCGCCCUGGGCAUGCGGCGGCGGGGGAGGCCCCCCAAGCCGCCCGACGGCUGCUCGCCAUCGCCCGACGUGGUGGCGCCGCCUCCGCCCUUCCUGCCUGGCGUGGGCUACCCGCUGGCGACGGGUCGCUACUUCGACUCGUUCGGCCUGCCUUACAUUUCGUCGCCGCCGCCCCCACCUCCGCCCGUCACGACGAGCAGCCUGAGCCUGGGCUACUACGGGCAGUACCCGCCGCCCCUCUACCCGCCGCCCCCCAUGCCGCCGCCGCCACCCGGGGCCCUGGCCAGUCGCCUGAGCCCGUUCGACUUCCGACUGGGGGCUCCGCUGGCACUGCUCAACGGCCCGCCGCCGCCGCUGCCACCGCCGCCGGCGUGCUUCCGCAGCAAGAGGGCACGGCUGGUGAGCGGGCGGCACGGGAGCAAGCUACGGCGGCGCGAGCGUGAGGCCUCCGAGCGCAGCUCUCCGGACACGUCGCCCGGUCCCCGCGCGCAGUUCCACGUGCAGGACGGGCGCUUCUCGGACGAUGAGGAGGAGGAUGAGGAGGAGGAGGAGGAGGAAGAAGAGGAGGAAGAGGAAGAAGAGGAAGAAGAGGAGGAGGAUGACGAGGAGGAGGAGGAGGAAGAAGAAGAGGAGGAGGAAGAAGAAGAAGAGGAGGAUGAGGGGAGGAGUGAGCAUCGUGGACGGGAGGGAAGGGUGAUGGCUGGGCGCUCGGCGUCUGUUUCUCGGUUGCAGCCAAGACCGUACGACGCGAUCAACGAGUCGAUUGACGCGUGCGUGCGGAGGUACUCGCAGCCCGGCUCCGCCAACGCCUUCCCGUGGCGGUCCCGUGACUGCGGCAGCGGUGGCGCCGGCUACCGCCGAGGCUCGCUCGACGAGAGGGCCCGGGGCCGCCCGCCUGCCGACAUGACAUCCCCAGCCUUCAUGGGCAUGGUCGGCCUGUCGGCGCGAGACCGUGACCGUGCCGGGCGGUGCUGGCCCCCAGGAGCCGGCCCGCUGGGCAGUGGAGCCCCGUCGAUGGCCAGUGGCCGCAGGAGGUCACUGUCGGACAGCUCCAGAGAAGCAGGCUCCGCUGCGGGCAUUGGCAGGUCCGGCAGCUGCUGCGGCGGCGGUGGUGGCGGAGGCGGCAACGCGGGCCGCAUGGCGGCGGCGGCGGCGGCGAGCUGGGGCGGCAACUGCUGCGGUGGCGGCGUCGUCGUCGUCGGCCGCACCAAGCGCAGCGAGGCGGAAGCCAUGCGGAGGCAGGCGAGGCGCGAUGGCCGCGCGGCUCUCGGCCUCGAGCGGCUGCAGGCCGCCAAGCGGGGCCUGGUGCACGUGGGCCGCAUCCUGCGCGCCAAGAAGCUGCAGCGCACCCUGCGCACGGGCAACAACGUGCCGUGCGAACGGCGGCCGGGCCGACCGCGCAAGGGCCCGCAGGGCGCCGCGGUGGGCGUGGGUACCGUAUGCCUGCCUGCUCCGCCGCCGUCGCUGCCACCGAACUUGACGCCGUUUGGGAAUCGUUGCGGUUCACUGAGCGUGGGAUCACACGGCGAGGCAGGGAGGGCGGUGGCCCCUGCGGAGGAGCCCUCCAAACCGCCGAGCGGUGCCUACACAGGGCGGCCGCUGCGUGUCUCCCGCACCCACAGGCCCGACCCCGUGAGCGACGCCAUCGAGUCGGUAGUGCAGAAUGGCCCCGAACGGCCGAGACCCGCUGUCCCAAGGCAGCGGCGACGGCGGAGGCCUCAAAGCCCGAGGAAGCGGCGCCAGUGGCGGGCGCGGGCCGCCGCUAGGGGCCAGCGACACCGCCCGGAGGAGUCGGAAGGGCGGCACAAGCGGCCCGAAUCCCAACAGGAGCCGCAGGACGGGCCGGAGUUACCGGAGGUGGGGGGGCGGCCCCAGUGGCCGAAGGGGGCCGAGGGGCGGCCGCCCCGGCCCGAAGCGCCGGAGGGGCGGACAGAGCGAACGGACGCGAUGGACGAGCGAACCGGGCGGCCGGACGCCAAGGAAGGGAGGUCGAAACGGCCAGACUCAGCGGACGGGCGGCUGCGCUGGCCUGAAGUGGCAGAGAGGCGGCCAGCGCGGCCAGAUCGGCCCACACGGCCAGAUCGGCCCGUGCGUCCAGAUCGGCCCGCACCCACGGAGGGGCGCUUCAGACGGACAGAGGCUGCCCUGUUGGGCCUGCAUGAGGAAGUUACUGGUAGCCGCCGGCAGCGACAACAGCAGCGACAGCAGGAGCAGCAGCAGCAACAACAGCAGCAGCAACAACAGCAGCAACAGCAGCAGCAACAACAGCAGCAGCAACAGCAGCAGCAACAGCAGCAGCAGCAGAACAGGAGUCAGAAGCGGAGGCGGGCAGCCUCUGAGACGCCGUGCGACGGCGACCAAGAGCAGAGGAGCAAGAAGGCGACGCUGGAAAGGUCGGGUGUGGAGGAGUCCAGCUGCAGCCAGACCGCCAGCACAGAGGCAGAGGGCACCCAGAACCGAACCCCGUGCCCCGCGGCCUCGUCUCCCUCGACGACCACCGUAGCACCAGCGCCCCCCGCCCAGUCCCAGGAUGAGCAGCGGGCGGCGCCGGAGGCCCCAGGUGACCAGAGGGAGGAGCACAACGAGGGCGAGUUGCCGCCGCCGCCACCAGCGGCGGCAUUGAUCGCCCCGACGGCAGAAGCAGCACAAGCCCCAGCUCCAGCCAAGGAGAAGAAGCCUCAUCGACCGCCCAAGAAAAAACAUCAGAAGGCCGGGCUCUACUCCGAUACCUACAAGGACCCCAACGUCAAAAGCCGGCUGAGCUUAUCCAAGAAGGAGAAGCUGGAGUACGUUCCUGGAGAGCACGACCACAGCCUCCUGCCAGCGCCCAUCCACGUUGGGAAAUAUCUCCGCCAGAAGAGGAUUGACUUCCAGCUCUCAUACGACAUCCUGUGGCAGUGGAAACACAAUCAGCUCUACAAGAAGCCGGAUGUCCCACUCUACAAGAGGAUUCGCUCCAAUGUGCACGUGGACGUGAAGCCCCUGUCGGGCUGCGAGCCGACGACGUGCAACUGCAAGAUGCCCGAGGCCGAGGUCGGAGCCAUCCGCUCGCGCAACGGCUGCGUCGAAGACUGCCUCAACAGGAUGAUCUUCGCCGAGUGCUCUCAGGGCACGUGCCCGACCAGGGACCAGUGCAGCAACCAGCGCAUCCAGCGGCACGAGUGGGUGCAGUGCCUCGAACGCUUCCGCACUCACGGCAAGGGCUGGGGCAUCCGCACCAAGGAGAGCCUCCGUGAGGGCCAGUUCAUCAUCGAGUACCUGGGGGAGGUGGUCACGGAGAACACCUUCCGGAACCGCAUGAUUGAGCAAUACCAGAACCACAGUGACCACUAUUGCCUGAACCUCGACAGCGGCAUGGUCAUCGACAGCUACCGCAUGGGCAACGAGGCGCGCUUCGUGAACCACAGCUGCCAGCCCAACUGCGAGAUGCAGAAGUGGUCCGUGAACGGCGUGUACAAGAUCGGCCUGUUCGCUCUGACCGAUAUUCCGGCCGCCACGGAGCUCACAUACGACUACAACUUCCACGCCUUCAACCUGGAGAAGCAGCAAACGUGCAACUGCGGCUCGGAGGUUUGCCGCGGCAUCAUCGGUGGACGCAGCCAACGCCUCAACGGCGCGCUGGGUCGAGCUCCCGGUCGCGGCGACGGCGCCGGUGGAGGAGGUGGUGGCAGCGGCAACGGUGGCGGCGGGGGCGGCGGAGGUGGCGGCGGUGGCACCAAGAAGCACAGCAGCCGCCCCAAGCAGCGGCGCAAGUCGAAGCACCGUCUCAAGAAGCGCAGGGGACAGGCAUCCGAGGAGCCCACCCCGGCUGCAGCGAUGCCUUCCAAGCCACCCCACCCCAUCCACAUGAAGCCCAUGUCGCACAGGGAGAGAAACUUUGUGCUCAAGCACGGCGUGUUCCUCGUACGCAACUGGGAACGGAUCUACCGGAGGCGCGAGGAGCACGGCGGCCCGGCCGGGAAGGACGCGACGCCGGCCGGGGCGGCGGCCGCGGCGGCGUACUCGCGCUGGAACGGCAGCCUGGCCCGCGACGACGGCAACAUCAAGUCUGACGUGUUCAUGACGCAGUUCUCAGCGCUGCAGACGGCACGCUCGGUGCGCACGCGCCGGCUGGCGGCGGCGGAGGAGAACGCGGAGGUGGCUCGCACGGCGCGGCUCGCCCAGGUCUUCAAGGACAUCUGCACGGUGGUCACCACGCUCAAGGACCCAAGUGGACACACCCUGGCUACCCCGCUGCUCAGCCUGCCCCCCAGGAAGAAGAACCCGGACUACUACGAGAAGGUGAAGGACCCCCUGGACCUGGUUCGUGUGGAGCGCCAGAUCUUGACGGGGCACUACCGCACCGCCGAGGCGUUCGACACCGACGUGCUCAAGGUGUUCCGCAACGCCGAGAAGUACCACGGGCGCAAGUCGAACGUGGGCCGCGCCGUGUGCCGCCUGCGCAAGGCCUACUACAGCGCCCGCAGCGACGCCUCAGCUCAGCUCGAGGAGAUCGCCGGCGAGACCGCGAGCGAGGCGGACGGCAGCGAGAUCUCGGGCGGCGGCACCGGCACCAACGGCGGCGCCGGAUCCGGGGCAGACCGCCACGACGGGGGCAGCGCCGGCGGAGACAAGGACGGCGGCGCCAACGACGACGUCAUCCGCUGCAUCUGCGGCCUCUUCCGCGACGAGGGGCUCAUGAUCCAGUGCGACAAGUGCUUGGUGUGGCAGCACUGCGACUGCAUGGAGGUGACGGAGGACGUGGAGCACUAUCUGUGCGAGCUGUGCGAGCCACGCCACGUCGAGCGGGAGGUGCCCAUGGUGCCGCAGCCGUCGUACGCCCAGAACGGAAGCUCCUACUACAUCUGCCUCCUCCGUGACGACCUCUUGCUCAAGCAGGGCGACUGCGUGUACCUGAUGAGGGACAACUCCCAACAGCGGCGCGGCGCCGACGGGCAGCCUGUGCGGCAGUCGUACCGGCUGCUGUCGCACGUGAGCCCUGACAAGCUCGACAUCUUCCGCGUAGAGAAGCUCUGGAAGAACGAGAAGGGCGAGCGCUUUGCGUUCGGGCACCACUACUUCCGGCCGCACGAGACGCACCACGCGCCGUCGCGCCGCUUCUACCACAACGAGCUCUUCCGCGUGCCCCUCUACGAGAUCAUCCCCCUCGAGGCCGUUGUCGGCAUCUGCCAAGUCAUGGACCUCUACACCUUCUGCAAGGGACGGCCCAAGGGCGUGAAGGAGCAGGACGUGUACAUCUGCGACUACCGGCUGGACAAGUCGGCUCACCUCUUCUACAAGAUCCACAAGAACCACUGGCCCACGUGCACCAAGGCCUACGCCUUCGACCACUUUGAGAAGCGGCUCGCGCCCAAGCGGGACUUCACGCCUCACCACGUUCCAGAGAACUACAAGCGGAAUGGCGGGAGCGGCGGCGGCGGCAGCAGCAGCGGCAGCCGGUCGCCUUCGUGGAAGUCCGACAAGAGUCGCUCGCGCAGGAAGAAGCCGAUGCUCGGAGCGCCGUCCUCUAGACACGUGGACGACGCGUCGUCACCACCGGCAACGGCACUACCAGCACCGCCACCGUCACCGCCACCAGCACUGCCUGUGGCAACGUUAUCGGAGGAGCACAAAAAAGCCGAGUCGGUUUGCCACGGCGAGACCAAGGCGGAGCAGAACAGCAGCAGCAACGGCGGCGGCAGCAUCGGCAAAAGCGAUGAUGGCGACGGCAAAGAAAGGAUCGACGGUGCCAGCGCUGUCAUCCAGGGCAGCUGUAGCAGGGGCAGCAGGAGCAGUAGCCGGGCGCGGCGACAGCAGCAGCAAGAGAGGGAGCGAGCGGCGAUGUCGGAGGUCUGCUCGGAGGACAGGUCGGGGGACAGGCCAGAGCAGCCGCCCUCCACGGAGCAGCCCCCCACGGAGCAGCCCCCCACGGAGCAUCCCCCCACGGAGCAGCCCCCCACGGAGGGGGAGCGCCGGCAGCGGCAGAAGGAUCGUCUCAACAACUUCCUCCUGUCACUUCUGGCGAAAUGUCCCAGCAGGAACGCCAUCGACGUGACGUACCUGCUGGAGGAGGGCCCCGGGCGGAAGCUGCGCAAGCGCUCGUCGCUCUCCUGCGAAGCGUUCGUGCUCAAGUAGCGGCGAGCGCGACGAGCUCCGGUCACCGUCUCCGUGGCACCCGCGUGCCGAGCAGCGGGACCCAAGCCGCCGCCCCCCCCCCCCCCGCUUCCUCACGGUGGUCGUGGGCGCCGCCGCCACGCCGCCGCCGCUUUCCGACGGUUUUCUUCCAACGUCGACGGCGGGCGCGGUGGGUGGGGGAGUGGGGGGGGGGACCUUGAGUUUAGGGGCAUUUCGACGGCACGCGGAGACGAGAUCAACCGCGACGACGAACCAACGACGAGGGUGCGCAGGCUGCUCCGAGAUGAACGGACACGCACGGGCAGACGGCCCACGUUGAUUCAACUGCCGAUGCUGGCGGGGG